Salvia splendens (bonfire salvia) is the source of this 2788-nucleotide messenger RNA. RefSeq names its product ALBINO3-like protein 3, mitochondrial. Gene Ontology annotation, molecular function: protein binding; membrane insertase activity. Gene Ontology annotation, biological process: protein insertion into mitochondrial inner membrane from matrix. NCBI's taxonomy places the organism in Eukaryota, Viridiplantae, Streptophyta, Magnoliopsida, Lamiales, Lamiaceae. The transcript has 15 exons. The record is from RefSeq and is a predicted model, not a curated record. Bases 983 to 2614 code for a protein of 543 amino acids. Gene Ontology annotation, cellular component: mitochondrial inner membrane.
UCUCAAUUAUAUGUCUUCUUCUUAAACAAAACCUUCUCAACGUAAAUUCCCAAUUUGGAGAACACAGUAGCGGUGGUUCCUUCUCACUCCGCUCCUUUCGGCGAAAUCGUCUCCCCCUUGCGUCGCCAGUGUGCUGCCGGCUUCGCCUCCUAUCUCAAUUUCACCAUUUGUUCCUUCCCCAAAUGGAGAAGAACAGCAGCUUCUUCCCCUUCCUCGGCGAAAGCGCCGUCUAACCAGAUCACUGGAGCUCCGCCAGCGCCAGCCGUCUCUCGGCUUUCUCUCCAAUUUCAAAUCGGUAAAUCUCUGAAAAAAAGAAAGGUAAUAUAGGAUGCAGAAUACAAAAAAAAAGGUAAUCAUUUGGCAAAUUUGAGCAAUUUUACCGACGAUUAUUCAUUUAGAUAUAUUUUCAUUUAUAUAAUUAUAGCCCAUUAGGGCUUGUUCAAGUUUAAUGUUAUACCCAGAUAUGGGUCCAAUUCUGCCCCAAUUCUAGUGUUCAAGUUCCAUGUCUCUAAUGUGGAGGUCCUUAGGUAGAAUUCUAGGCCCGCACUGUUCCUCUAUGAUAUGUGCAUAAAUCAAUUCUUAGCUAUUUGGUGGUAAAUGGAGCUGCAUUGAAGUACACACCAAGAAAUGAAAAUGAAUUGACAAUUUUAUCCCUCCCAAAUUUGUUUCUCCCCAAAAUCAGACGUCUCAGUGUGGAUAUUUUGGUCACAAUGAUUUUUAGACCCCUAUAAACAUAUUAUAUAAAAUACAAAAUUGAUUACUUCAAUAGCUAUAUUUGCAACGUUGAACACCUUGAUAUGGAUGGCAUAUAUGUGGACCCUACACGCCCAAAAUCCCAUUUAAUAUCCACCGUUAAAACAAACCUAAAUUAAAGUGCCGUUUCAAUUCAUCUUCUUCCCCCAUCCUCUGCGUUAUUUUGACAUAUUCUGUACAAAUUAAGGUAACUCUUCUUGCCUCUAUUCGAAUUAGGGACGGUUUUGGGAUGGGUCAUGGAGUAUGGUUGCAGCUUAAUUCUACUCCAAAAAUGAGAUUUGCAGUACGGUUCUACCUCCAAAAUCCAACCAUGCGACUCUCAACCGUAACUAGAUCUCGCCGCUGUCUGUGCUACUACUCUUCCUCACAUUCGCUGCUUAUUAGCUCAGACCGCCACGAUCGGAGUGAUUACACCCCUCGGCGAUCGUCGGAGCUUUACUGGCACUCAUCUCUCACUUGCAGCUCCUUUCCUCGACGAUUCUCAACUCAGUCCGCUGCUUUUCAGCCGGCCGAACAGUUUCUUCCGGUUCAAACUCUUAUCUCCUUGCUCGAUUCUUAUCACCAUGCUACUGGCUUGCCGUGGUGGAUCAUAAUCUGUUCAUCAACUGUGGCUAUGAGACUUGCAAUAUUUCCUUUAAUUGUGUUGCAAAUUAAAAAAAUGAGAAUAAUAGGAGAGCUGCUGCCUCAUUUACCUCCCCCUAUUCCACCGCCUCUGUCAGGACGAAGUUUCAGAGACCAGUUUGCCCUUUUCUGGAAGGAAAAGGAGGCAGCUGAUUGUCCUUCAGUGUUUUGGUUCUUCUCCUCAGUUGCUGUUCAGGUCCCUUGCUUUUUCUUGUGGCUCAUGAGUGUUCGCAAAAUGUCACUGGAUCAUCACCUUGGUUUUGAUACUGUCCCUUGCUUUUUAUUGUGGAUUUCAAGUAUCCGUAGAAUGUGCUUGGAUCAUCACCCUGGCUUUUAUAGUGGUGGAACUUUAUGGUUCCAGAACUUGAUUGAAUAUCCACACGGUGCGUUGGGACUUCUGUUCCCAUUCUGCAUUGCAGGCUUGCAUGUCGUUAAUGUUCAGUUGUCCUUUGCAAAGUCACCACUUCAGCAGUUACCAGGCUCCUUAGGGUCCUUAGCAAAGGGAUACAAGAAUUAUUUGUUGAUUUUGACUCUGCCUUUGUUGACUGCUACAUUUAGUAUUCCCCAGGGCAGCUUAGUUCAUUGGCUUUCAAACAGUACAUUGACUUUGAUACAGCAAUUGUGCCUUCGCAAUCCCACUUUACUCAUGUAUUUGGGGGUUCCUAAAGUAAAUACUCCAGUAGAAGUACCGACUAUUAAAAAAGAUGGCAGCUCCCAAACAGCAGAUAUUGCUAUAAUGACAAAGGAAGGAGAAGUACAUGCCCACACGUUAUCACCAGUCGAACUGGUCAAUUACUCUAUCAAAGUUUUAUCUACAGGCCGUGAGGAUAUUGCAAUUAUAUGCCUAAGACUUGCCCUUGAAAAGGACCCUGGGUUCGUAAAAGCCAUGCUUAUUUUGGGGCAAACGCUGUUAAAGAACAAACAAUUUGUUGAGGCUGCUGAGUUAUUUGAAACUGCAAUCUCAAAGCUCCUCGUUGAUGGUGAUCCUACAGAAGUCGAAGAUAUUGAUCUUUUGAUUCUUGUAUCUCAAUGGGCGGGUAUUGCUAACGUGCAGCAGGGCAAGAUGGAGCAGGGUCUUGUGCACCUAGAAAGAAUAGCUCGAAUUAAAGAACCAGAGGAUUCAAAGAGCAAGGCCCACUACUACGACGGUUUUCUCGUUCUUUCAAGGUACAUAACAGAUGCCACAACUCACAUUUUCUCCAAGCAUGCCAUUCGAGUAUAUGCUACUAGUGUGCAUUAGCGAAUGUUGGCCGCGAAGACGAGGCACUGAAGUACUUGCAGAUGGCUGCUGCUUACGACCCUUCUUACAGUGUGUACAUUGAGCAUUUGAAAAACGAUUCAGAGAAGCCUAGCAGUGAUCCAUCUAACAUCAUAAAAUAGUAGUACUCCGUAUACAUAUAGUACUUCUUUACCA